AUGCAGCAAGCUAGGCAGACACUUGCACAGCCGAUAGAGCUUCUAUCCAUGGAGAAGCUAGACAAGAUCCAGGAGUAUGUGGAGACUGAAGAGAAGGUGUAUGCACUUGCCUCAGAAGUAGAGCAGCUGCUCUCCAUGCAUAUUGAGAAAAGAGACUUUUUAUUUGGACACAUAUGCAGAGAUAUAUAG
Molecule: messenger RNA, 189 nt
Organism: Nematocida ausubeli
Lineage: Eukaryota; Fungi; Microsporidia
Exons: 1
Coding region: 1-189 (62 amino acids)
Source: RefSeq, a predicted model, not a curated record